Molecule: messenger RNA, 2678 nt
Organism: Drosophila takahashii
Lineage: Eukaryota; Metazoa; Arthropoda; Insecta; Diptera; Drosophilidae
Gene: mr
Product: anaphase promoting complex subunit morula
Biological process (GO): protein K11-linked ubiquitination; metaphase/anaphase transition of mitotic cell cycle; ubiquitin-dependent protein catabolic process
Cellular component (GO): anaphase-promoting complex
Molecular function (GO): ubiquitin protein ligase binding
Source: RefSeq, a predicted model, not a curated record
CUGUCAUCACCAUUCGCAUUUUGAUUCCGCAAUUUGAGAAAUGUUUUCUGUCCUGCCAAAAACAAACAAAUAGGAACAAUGUGCGACUUCGAUGCCUUGUGGGCAGACGUAUUGAAGAUUUUUCCGGUCUUGGGUGGAGCGAACGCGGUUUCCACGGCUCCGGUGGAGGAGGCGGUAUUUGAAAAUGUCCGCCGGCAUCUGAAGAUGUUGGGCAGCAUAGACACCUUUGCGGCCCUGGUUGACCUGGAAAUCCAGUCGACUAUUCGAAAUGUGCUGGUGCCAAAGUUCUGGAAAAACUUUCAUGCCGGCUUGGUGCCUUCGGAAUUGCAAAGCGGGAUUAAUGAUCAGGCUCUGGCAAUAGAAGCUUUGCCCGAAAAGAACCGACUGUUCACCCAGUUCAUAGAUGCCAUCAAUGAGCUGCACGAUGGCUUCCAGAGCCUGAUGCAGGUUAGGCCCAGGCUGAUCAAGCUCAUCGGAACCGAAGGAAAACCCGUUCCGAAUUCCGUAAAGUUAAUGCAGGAGGAUGGGAUUAAGAACAGCUUGAGGGAUUCCCUACUGGCUCAGCUGCCCCCCACUUUUAGUGUGGUCGUGGGAGCCUUCUAUUGGGUGCACUUUAAGCUCUUCACCAAAGCCUCACAUCUCGCCCUGACCACAGUGGACUCCGAUGUGUUCGAUGAACUCCUGUGCGUCGGCUGCAACUUCGAUGUGGAGCAGUGCUGCUGCCAGAGAUUGACGGAAAUGGUCAACAAGACGAACAUGAAGCUAUUCGAGAUGAAUCUCAUUGAUCGUCUAACUGGGAGUGCGUUAACAGCGCUCAUCAAGCUCAAAAUCAAGGAGCAUAUCAACGACACUUGCAUGGGCAUUUUCGAUAGAAGUCACCUCAAACAGCUGGAAACCUGGCUGUCGGAUGUUAUAAUGUCUUGGCUAACAAACAUAUUCACAGAAUGGAAGUCAAAGGAUAGUGUUACCGAUAUGGAAGUUCCAGAGUCUGUAAAAUCCUUCAAAGUCAAGCUAACUUACUUUAUGUACGAAACAUUUGCUCAGAGCGUUAUUGGUCAAUUCUUCAGCAUUAUUAUUGACUACCCAGAUUCCAUUCCGGCCAUAGAUGACUUGAAGAUUUGCAUGGAGAAAAUUGAUAUGCGAGUCUACCUCACUGAAUCACUGAGAAGCUCGCUAGAAGCGAGGAUUCUGCAUCCUGGAGUCAACACAAUGGACAUAUUAACCGGCUAUGUAGCAGCGAUAAAAGCUAUUCGUCAUCUGGACAAUACUGGAGUGAUUUUGGAGAUGGUAACGGCUCCCAUCAAGGAUUACCUACGGAAACGCAAUGACACAGUGCGACGUGUGGUAACUGGGCUGACUGAAGAAGGACCCACGGAUUUAUCCGAGGAACUCGCCAAGGGAGAAUCCAUCAAAGAGGGCAAGGACUCUGCCACGGAUGAGUUUAGCAACUGGGAGAAUUGGGAACCGGAUCCGUUUGGAAUAGAUGCCAGUAUCAUGCAAUACAACAGCUCAAGAAAAAUGAGAUCGGCUGACAUUAUAUCAAUGGUCGUCGAUAUAUACGGCAGUAAGGAGUUGUUCAUGACGGAGUAUCGCAAUCUUAUGGCAGAUAGACUGCUGGCUCAGCUGGAUUUUAAUUCCGAAAAGGAAAUUCGAAAUCUGGAACUGCUGAAGAUAAGAUUUGGGGAAUCCCUGUUACACAGCUGUGAGGUGAUGUUGAAAGACGUUACCGAUUCGAAGCGAAUCAACGCGCACAUUCACAGCGAUAGCAAUCGUACUGAAAAUCAGUUAUUCGACAUCUCCUCGCUGAUUGUUUCUGCACAAUUUUGGCCCUCCUUUAAUAAGGAAAGUCUGCAGCUGCCCGAGGAGCUGGAAAAUGAGUUUAAGAAGUACACGAAGGCCUACGAAGCUUACAAAGGAAACCGUACGCUCAACUGGCGUACGGUAACUGGUCGUGUGAAUAUUGAAAUCGAGAUCGGGGACCGAACAAUGGAAAUGGUUGUGAGCCCCACUUUGGCGGUCAUUAUAUAUCAUUUUCAAAACAAAAAUGAAUGGACUAUCGAGGACCUGAGCUCCAUUACAAAAGUACCACCGUCUGCCCUGCGGCGUCGACUAAGUUUUUGGCAAAAUCACGGCCUGAUUUCGGAAACUACGCCGGGAGUAUUUACUCUGCUGGAAAAGGAGUCGGAGAAAUCUCAAUUCGAAGACAUGAGUCUCGCAGAAGCCGACGAAGAGGAUUUGGAAUCCGCAAUGGCUUCAGCCAGUGAUCAAAGGGAAGAAGAACUCCAAGUUUUCUGGUCCUACAUUGUUGGCAUGCUCACGAAUCUGGACUCCAUGCCAAUAGACCGCAUCCAUCAGAUGCUCAAGUUGUUUGCCUCGCACAGCGGAGGAGUCGAGUUUACUCAGGACGAACUGAAGCACUUUCUGCAGCGCAAAGUCAGAGAGCACAAGCUCAUAUUUUCGGGUGGAGUCUAUCAAUUGGCCAAAUAAAUUUGGGAGAUUACCAAAAUUAAGUUGCAAACGACUGAAGAAAUCAUGAAAUAAAUAAAUGAGCGAACGUGAUAACGUUACAAAAUUUACUGUUCCACGGUGAACGUUACGUUUUUCAAAUUGUCGCCUUAUCUAUUUCUAUUCGGGGCUUAUCUUUCUCCCGCAUACACUGCAAAGCCUUUGCAUAAACC